AAUUCAACCUCCAUCUUGUCAUUUCGUUCUCCAUUACAUGUUGCUUAACCACGCUGGCUAUACCUACGAAAUCGACUACGACCUACGGUACGGUACGGCCAUUCGCAUCGAUUUGUAUGCUGCACGUUGCACGUUAUUUUUUAGAACAUAACCUUGCGACGAUUUUCUUGGCAAUUAUUUCACGAGAUCUUCACUGAAAAGUAUCUUGAAUCGUUCUUGGAAAGUUACAUAUUUAUCUCUUGGCAUUGCAGAAUAUUUAUUUCCAAAUGAAGACCAAAGUAGUAGAAAAGAAAGGAAAGAAACGAUCGCUUAGUGAGACUUCCAUUUCUGUAAAGUCGAAUCAGAAACAAGGGAAUGCCAGUGAACUCAACAAGAGUUUGAAAAAACCCAAAUUUGAUAAAUUUGUUUCUAAACAAAAUGGAAAUUCUGUACUAGGAAAAAAAGGGGCGAUUCCUAAGAUAGUGGACAAGCAGAAAAUGAAGCAGAACAAGAUAGAAAAACAGCAAAAUAACGCUGUAGAACUAUUGGAAACAAAAAGGGAUACAGCAAAGACAAAAGUAACUGUGACCUCUAAGAAAGAAAUAACUAGUAGAGCUGGAGCACCUCGAUCAAGAAGACGUCAUUCUUUUAAUGCUAUCAAUCUUACUGUGGAUCAGAUGAUAAAAAAGAUUGAAGAAAUUAGGAGUAGAGAGGUAUUGUCAAAGAGAGCAAAACGGAUAUUGGGUAAACUUAACAGAAAAUUGAGAGAACGUGGAAACGAAAAAUUAGGUACAAUAGAAAAGGAAAGUAACAAAAAAGUGGCACAUUGCACAAAUUUAUUGAUGAACAAACAGAAAGCUAACAAUAAUGAUAAAAUUAAAAUAAAAAAGGACCAUGUUCAAAGUAAAGGUAAGCCACAGGAAGUUGGUGAUUAUAACGAUAACGAUAACGAUAACAAUGACGAUGAUGAUGAUGAUGACGAUGACGAUGACGAUGACGAUGACGAUGACGAUGAUAGCAACGUCGAGGAAGAAGAUGACAGUGAUGUUGAGGAAGAAAGUGACAAGGAUGAGAAUAACAAAAGCAAGACAGGGAAUAAAUUUAUAGAUAAUAAAUUAGAAAUAGAAAGUGAUGACGAUAAAGAUGAUAAGGAAGAUGAAGGGAUAGAAGAUGAAGAGGAUGUAGAAAGUGAAGAGGAUAUGGAUGUGGAGGAUGAGGAAGAUGAUGAGGAUGAGGAGGAUGUAGAGGACGAGGAGAACGAAGAGGAUGAAGAGGAUGAGGAGGACGAAGAGGAUGAGGAGGAUGAGGAAGACGAGGAUGACAAAAAUAUAAUUAAAGCAAAAAUUUUAGAAGCGAGAAAAAAAGAAAUACAAAACAAGAAUAAACAAGCCCUACAAUUUUUGGAUAAUCAGACAAAAGAAGUAAAGGAGCGAUAUGUCCUGUUUGUGGGUAAUUUACCACUGAAUAUAACUGAGAAUGAAAUCAAACAGCACUUCUUGACAAGGGUUGAUAAAAUAACGAGUAUCAGAAUUCCAACUAAGCCAGAUAAAACACCACGUGGCUUUGCAUAUGUGGAAGUGACAAAUAAUAAAGAUUUUCAGAAAGGUCUCUCGUUAAAUCAUACAUUUUUAAAGAAAAGGAAGAUAAAUGUUGAACACUCAAUCUCAUCCAAGGGUGGCAAAAAGAUAGAAGAUGCUACUAAAGAGGCAAAAACACUUGCGAUUGCCAAAAAAUUAAAAUUGCGAGCACAGAGGGCUGGAAAGAAGCCAAUAGGAAAUUAAAAAGCCAUUUGAAAAGAAAUGGGAUUUCGAAAAACCGAAAAUUUAAUGAAAUAAAUAGGAUUAAUUAACAAAGAUCUAUUUACAAAAUCAUUAUUUUAAACAUUUAGUAUUAUGAAUGAAAGGCUUUAAUAAGGAAGCAAUUAUGUCAGUGAUAUAGAUUCUUUUAAGUAUAUUUUCUAUGACCAAUAAAAUACAAUAUAAACAUAACAUACAUUCAUACUGUUUUAUAAAUGUAAUUCUAAAUAUAUGAAUUAUAUUGAU
Messenger RNA from Monomorium pharaonis (pharaoh ant), 2021 nucleotides. RefSeq names its product nucleolin. The transcript is spliced from 4 exons. The coding region runs from base 267 to 1760 and encodes 497 amino acids. Lineage: Eukaryota; Metazoa; Arthropoda; Insecta; Hymenoptera; Formicidae. The record is from RefSeq and is a predicted model, not a curated record. Gene Ontology annotation, molecular function: RNA binding.